CUCGCCCACCCCUUCCAUCCUCAGCUGAAGCCAAGCCUCCUCCUCCCGCUUAGCAGCCGGCCAAAGGAGAAGUCAGUGGGAGAGUGCGAUAGAUAGAGAGACCGAGCCGAGAAAAACCAUCAAAACGAGCGAAAAAUCAGAGCGAAACCGAGACGCGCGCGUUAGAGUCUCCGAAGCUUAUCUCUCCAACUCCCCCCGUCGCAGCCUCUCGUUCCGUCCAUUCCUCCGGCCCGCCCGUCAAACCGCGUGCGUGUGCUCUGCUCCCCGGCUUGGCGUCUCCUCCGAUCCUGUCCUGUGCUCGAGCUGCUGUUCUGGCUCUGUUCUGUUCCACAUCUCCCGCGAGGUAAAAAAAAGAGAGGGACAAGAACUUAACAACAAGCCACGAAAUAUAAACACGCACACGAGCGCGCUAGUACCAGAGUAGCUAGCUGCAAGCAAGUACAACGUAGAAGCUAGCGCCGUCACUCGUGGUGCAUCCUUUUUUGUGGCAACCUGCAGCACCACCUGACCUGACACAGCAGGUAGCGUAGCUAGCUAGCUGAGUGUGUCAUUUGCGGGGGACCAGCAGGGAAGCAUGGCACUGACAGUGUUCGAGACCAGCGAGCAGCAGCAGCAGCUCCUCCCGUGCCAGCAAGCCGUCGAGCAGGCCGGCGAUGGCGGGAAGGCGCCGGCUGCGGCUGGUGGCGCCGAGAAGGCCGCCGUGACGCUGAAGGAAACAGACCGCGGCGGCGACGACGACGGCCCGGAGAGGGCCGACAUAUGGAACAUGAUCCAGGCGCAGAAGCCGACCGCGGCCGCGGCCGCGCCCAAGCAGGCGCAGGCGCCGUACGUGCACCCGCUCGUGCGCCGCUCGUCGAGCCUGCUGACACAGAAGAGCCUGGAGAUCUGCACCGAGAGCCUCGGCUCCGAGACGGGCUCCGACGGCUUCUCCGACGCGGACGGCUCCAGCACCGACCGCUCGUGCCCGGGCUCCGACGACGAGCGCGAGGAGGCGGUGGCCCCGCGCGCGCCACCGCCCAGGGCGUUCCCGCCGCCGCUGCCGUCGCUGGCGCGGCGCAAGGUGGAGUCCACCAUGGAGAUGAGGCAGGAGCGCCAGGGCGGCCGCCUGCUCGUCAGGGUCGUCCCCGUGCCGUCGUCCACUCUGUUCCGCGCCCAGCGCCGCGGCGGGCGCCUGCUCCUGUCGUUCGCCGACACGGCCGCCCCCGCCGCGGAUGAGAGCCGUGGCCAGGUGGAGCCUGUGCAGCAGGCCGACGAGCACGACGCCCACGAGGAGGAGGAGGACGAGGACGUGGAAGAAGACGACGACGACGAGGAGGUAGAGGUCGUGGACAGGGGAACCGUCGUGGAGUUCAAGGUGAGCACGCAGCCGCAGGCGCGCAGCGGGAGUGGCCCGCGCGUGCGCCGCUCCUCGCUCGUCAUCAACAAGUUCGUGGGCGCCGAGCCAGCGGCCACCUGCGAGAUCAACGCCGGCGCCGCCCCCACCGCGCCGCAGGAGCACUCGCCCAAGCACAGCAGGCGCUCCACCGGGUCCACCACCACGGCUGUCGCGGCGCUGGCCGCGGCCUCGGUCCUGAGUGCCACCGCCCCGCCGCCGUGCAAUGGUGAGGACGUCGUCCCCGGCGCCACGUGCGGCGAGAACAAGCUCCUGAUGACGGCGAAGCGGCGCAGCAGCAAGGAGGAGCUGCUCAACCACAUGCGCCGGUGCAACCAGCUCCGUGGGCAGCUCUUCUUCUGGGAGCCGCGCAUCGCCACCUCCUCUUGAACCCAACCCCGACCGACGGCGACCGGCCGCCGCCGUCCCUCCCAUUCAUGCUUCAACGAGUGCUCUGUUUGUUCGCAGCAGCCGCCGCCACCGCUGCUGCUGCAGGUGUAACGUACGUACGUAACGUAAUGCUGCUUGUUGUUAGUAGUAAGUGAAGAUCGUCACGUGAUUGGCUUAGCCGUGUGUGUGUGUGUGUGAGGUGAGAGCUAUGGAGAGAGAGCGCUUAGCCCCAUUGGUUUGGCAUGUCACCUUACGUGCCCUGCCUGAUGUAUCUACUACUACCAUUUACGUGCUGCUGCUACUACUAGUGACCGUUGCUUAUCAUUGA
Molecule: messenger RNA, 2090 nt
Organism: Setaria italica (foxtail millet)
Lineage: Eukaryota; Viridiplantae; Streptophyta; Magnoliopsida; Poales; Poaceae
Exons: 1
Coding region: 575-1762 (395 amino acids)
Source: RefSeq, a predicted model, not a curated record